AAAAAAAAAGUAGCUUCGAAAGAUCAACCGGUCGUCUUUCAUCGUCUGAACUCUGAAUCGUCGUAAGUGAAGAUCGGCCGUGAUUCCUCAAAUCUAGAGAGAGAUUGACCAUUUUUCUUGACCUCGCAAGAAAACCCAAAUCGAGAUAUUCGAGUUUCGAUUCUUCAGGGAUUUGAUUUGGGAAAAUGGACAAGCUUUUCAACAAGCUCAAAAGCUUGGAUGCGUACCCAAAAAUCAAUGAAGAUUUUCAUAGCCGGACUUUCUCCGGCGGCGUUAUAACCUUGGUUUCCACCAUCAUGAUGCUUUUGCUCUUCUUCUCCGAAUUUCGUCUAUACUUAUAUUCGGGCACUGAAACAACGCUUGUUGUAGAUACUUCAAGGGGAGGAACAUUGCACAUCAAUUUCGAUGUCACUUUUCCAGCUAUCGCGUGUUCAUUACUCAGUGUGGACGCAAUAGACAUCAGCGGGGAGCAACAUCUUGAUAUAAAACAUAAUAUUGUCAAGAAAAGGAUAGACUCUCAUGAAAAUGUUAUUGAAGUUAGGCAGGAUGGAAUGGGGGCACCUAAGAUGGAGAAUCCUUUACAGAAACAUGGUGGUAGACUUGAGCACAAUGAGAAAUACUGUGGUUCAUGUUAUGGUUCAGAACAGUCGGAUGAUGAGUGUUGUAAUUCAUGUGAAGAAGUUCGUGAAGCAUAUCGUAAGAAAGGUUGGGGGGUGUCGAAUGUAGAUUUGAUAGACCAGUGCAAAAGAGAAGGUUACAUUCAAAAGAUUAAAGACGAAGAUGGUGAAGGUUGUAAUAUUCAUGGGUCACUGGAGGUCAAUAAAGUGGCUGGGAAUUUUCAUUUUACACCUGGGAAGAGCUUCCAUCAGUCGACUUUUCUGUUUCAAGAUUUACUCGGCUUCUCAAUGGAAUCUCAUAAUAUAAGUCACAAGAUCAACCAAUUAUCUUUCGGUGCAUAUUUCCCCGGAGUUUCAAAUCCACUUGAUGGAGUGCAGUGGGUUCAAGCCACAGAAACCGGAGUGUAUCAAUAUUUUAUCAAGGUUGUGCCUACAAUCUAUACUGAUAUUAGAGGUCACAAAAUUGAGUCCAAUCAGUUCUCUUUUACAGAGCAUUUUAAGAGUUCUCAGUUUGGUAAUCUUAGACAGACACCGCCUGGAGUUCAUUUCUUCUACGACUUGUCUCCUGUUAAGGUCACAUUCACGGAGGGUAAAAUAUCGUUCUUACACUUCCUGACAAACGUUUGCGCUGUAAUAGGAGGUGUUUUUGCUGUGGCUGGGAUAAUAGAUUCAUUUGUAUACCAUGGUCAAAAGACUUAUAGGAAGAAAAUGGAGAUAGGCAAAUUGAGAUGACCUUUCAUGUUUUUUCGCGAAUGGAGAGAAAUAUUUGUGUUUUUACGUGUUUUUUUGUGUUAUCUUUUAUCUCGGUUUUAGACAAAAUGUAGAAUUCAAUUCAAUGUGACUAUAGAUUAGCUUAUUUAUAUGGAACACCAUACUAGAUGAAACUUCUCUUGUGUGGUUUAAUUGUAUGAAGAAUUGGUCUUACAUAAAAGAAUUGUCUUAAGAAU
Impatiens glandulifera is the source of this 1564-nucleotide messenger RNA. RefSeq names its product endoplasmic reticulum-Golgi intermediate compartment protein 3-like. The record is from RefSeq and is a predicted model, not a curated record. The coding region runs from base 186 to 1349 and encodes 387 amino acids. Gene Ontology annotation, cellular component: COPII-coated ER to Golgi transport vesicle; endoplasmic reticulum. Lineage: Eukaryota; Viridiplantae; Streptophyta; Magnoliopsida; Ericales; Balsaminaceae. The transcript is spliced from 13 exons.